GGAAAAAUUCAGGCUGGACAAAUACAUCUACAACUACUUGGUUAAAAAGGGGCGGCCUAUGACUGCUGAGAUAUUCGCCGCCGAAGCUAAUGUUGUAAAUCCCGAUAUUGUUGCUAUUGAAUCUCCAGAGGGAUUUCUAAAAGAGUGGUGGGUUGUGUUCUAUGAGAAGUUUUGCUCUAAUCUGGCCAAGUGUGCCCUAGAGCCAUAUUCUGAGGCUGCACGAACUGUUGACAAUGUGGAGUAUCAUAUCCGAUCUGCUACGCCAGGAUCUUCUCCUCAUUUUGCUAGACUAGCAGACGAUAUAUCUCCUCUGGUGCCAGCCUUCCACCUGAGGACACCUGAGGCUGAAGCACUGUUUGAUUUAAUGUUUCUUGAGAUGGAUCGUCCAAGUCCAAGUCAAAGUCAGAGGGUGCCAUAUGUUACUGAAUCUAGCCGCCCAAUGGAGCAGAUUCCAAAUAAUACCUCAACAGUGGGAGGCCAGAGAUGAGGGAGAGGGGAAGUAAAAGAGGAAGAGGAUCCCUGAGUUGACGAAGGGGAAAAGAAUGUUAAAUGUGCUAGCAGACUAUAAAGCUGCUUUAUCAAAUUAUUAUACCAGUGCCAUCCUGUGAAAAAAUCUAUACAAUGUGGGAUUGCAUCCUAGAAAUCCACCAAAUCUAUACCACUUUUCAGGUAAAUUCCUUUGCACCGCAAGAAGAAAAUGAGAGUGUGGUAUGAUCUCUAUUAAUAGAAUGCCAAUUACUUCUCUCCUACAAGUAAGUGAAGAACUGUGGUUAUUAGGAGCUGAAAUUGAUUAUGAAGCUGAUGCUUAGAAUAUGCACUUUUUUUCCAUUGGCUUGCUCAUUGAGUUGCGAGUUACCUACCAUCUCUGUAUUUUACUUCCAUUGAAGAUUCCUUUAAGCAUUUAGUAUAAAGUGGUAAACCAAGCCAACGUAUAUGGAAAGAAGCAGGAACAACCUUUAUGACUUGGAUCUUACCAAAUAUUCGGUCAGGUGAGUUUCUUUACUUUUGCAUAUAUGGCUGUUCAGAAGAGCCAGAUGUUCAGUAGAUUCAUGCUACUUUGUUUAGUUAAAUACUGCAGGUGGAAUUUAUGUGUUCUUUAAGGUUUCUUAUUUAUUUCUUGUUGUACUUCCUAUUGAUUUUUCACAUCAACAAAAAAAUUUAACAUCACGUGCAUGUUUAGUUCAACUUUUCGAUAGUUUGUUUCUGCUGUCAUUAACUGUCAUUUUUUUUAGCCAUAAUUUAGUACUUCCAAGUAAAUAGAACAACUGUCAAAAACUGAAUCCUAUUCUCACGGGAAAACUCAAUCAAGUGGUGGAUUGGAUAAGCUAAUAUUUUCUGUCUAUCCAAGUUUGGUGAUUUUAACAAGGGAAAAGGGGUAAAUAUACCUCUCAACUUGUGAUUUAGAGCGGAUAUACUACUUGUUAAAAAAAGUGGUAUCUAGGUGUCAGUGUUAGGACAAAAUGGUGGUAUCACGAUGUAGAUAUUAGAUUCUAUAAAAUUAGGACCAAACUAUUGAAUCACAUGAGAGAUAUUUGAUCUUGUAAAACUAAGAUCAAAAGAUGCCAUUUAAGAAGGGAUAUAAGUUAGCACAUUCUAUAUAAGACUCUGCAGCCUUCGAAUUUCGAAACUCACUCAAUCAAGUUAUACGUUUCAGCUGCUAUGAAUAUAUAUAUAUAUAUAUAUAUAUAUAUAUUUUGUGAUUCCCCCUUUCUUUGGACUGUUACUUUGAGCCAAAGGUCUUUCGGAAACAACCUCUCUAUCUCCAUGAGGUAGUGGUAAGGUCUGUGUACACUCUACCCUCCCCAGACCCCCCUUGUAUGAUUUCACUGGGUAUGUUGUUGUUGUUCUACUCAAUCAAGUUAUAAUUGCUUUAACUAAGGUGAUAUUUAAUUGAGAAAAGUUAGGCGAAACCUCAACAUAGGAUUCUUGGGCCUGCUCAGAGGUGAAUAUAUCAUAGAACCCAUCCCACCACUCUGCUAGAGAUCCCCUGGAGAAUUGAUUGUUAAAACAAAUUCCAAAAGUAACUUAGAUUUUAUGGGCAUUCUUGGGAUUUUUUUUAGCUAUCAGUUCUUGAGAGGGAUUUUUGACAAAUUGGGGGAUGUGGUCCAUAUAUAUUCAUCUUUAAUCUCCGGAGCAUGUUCAAGAAUCAUAUGCUAAGGUGUCACCUAAACUUUUCAAAGUUAAAUUCAUUUCCUUGAAGCAAUUAUAAGUUGAAUGCAUGAAUGGUGAAACUCAGGCUACAGAGUCUUUGGAAAUACUUCUAUAUUAUAUUAUUAUAUACCUUUUGUGUGUCAUUCUUCCCUUUUAAUUUUGUGAGACCAAAUAUCUCUGUUGUGAUGUAAUCGUUUGGUCUUAAUUUUAUAAAAUCUAUUGACUUUCCUUAGGAUGUCAUCCUUUUGUUCCAACUCUAUGACACCCAAUAUACUCAUUGUGAUGCUAUACUUUAGUCAUGACUCGAUGUCAAUAUGGUUGAACAUCUGGAAAAAUAUUUGUCUAAUCAUGCCAAAGCCAGGGAAUAUUCAACCUUUGUUUACUCUUUCCUAUUGAUAUUAAAUGUUCAAAUGAUGCAAGGGAAAACUGAAUAAAUUAUUUUGGCAAAGUUCUGCAAGAGCAAGGCUACCUCAUGUAUAAGUUACAUCCACUUCACUCUUUCUUGUGAUGAAUAAGACUCGUAACAUGGUGCCAUCAUCUGACAAACUUCCUCUCAAUCCAAAGUAUAUAUACUUCAUAGUAGAUUUGAGUUUAGGGCUUCAAAAAUACUGCAUAUGGUUGAGUAACCCUAUGAUAGAGGUGCGCUGGAACUUUAUGGUAGUGGAGGCCUAUGGGGAGAAUAGGCUGUUGGGAUGACUAUAAGUGGAAAAGUGAUUGCUGUAGGUUUCAGAUUUGAAGAUCUGGGGUUUUCUUUUGCUGUUCGGUUUUGACUGAUAUGUUGUAACUAAGCCAAGGACAAUAAUGACUAGCAUCAGGGGCGUUUUUUGCUACUGGUUAUAUUCAAGAUCAGUAGUAUAUGCAAAACCAUUACACGUGCUGGCACCGGUUAGUGAUCUAAAUUUUGCUUAAUCUUUGUUUGUUAUUGGGUUGCUUGGUCCAGAAAAGAAGUUGGUUUGCUUGGUUGGCCAUGUCUACUGCUUGUCUAUUAGCUGUAUCUCACAUGCUUCUACUAUGACCAUCUCUUUGCUGGCGAGAUCAAAAUAUGCUCCAUGAAGAUGUGUUUUUUCUUUUCUAAUUUUUUGAACUUUGUAUCAGAAUUGUAUCAAUAAUAUCUCAUUGUUCUCUAUGUGCUUGAGUAAAAGAGACUUUUGUAAAUUGCAAAGUUUCUCAUGUAACACUGCAAAGGAUUGCGCCUGUGUGCUUCUGUGUUUGCAUUUUCCAUCUAUGUUGGUCAUUUUUGUCUUCAAUGUGGAUUUGUUUGAAGCUUUUCAGUGUUCUCUCGAUUAACGAAAUAGCCUAAUGCUAUCAAAACAGAACUACGAUUCUAAGAUGCUUCUGCUUUUCAACUUCAUAUUUGUGUGGGGUGUGUGGCAGCCUUGGAUGCAGAGCAUUACUUGCAAGAGCUCGAUGACAAUGACGGUAAAAGUGAUUGAUUGCAUUAUUGAAUUAGAAUGAAUUUUUGUUGCAAUAAGAACAUGGCCUCUUCAGGUUCCCUUUUUGAUGAAUGAUGAAUGCGACGACUCGUAU
This is a messenger RNA of Solanum dulcamara, 3678 nucleotides long. RefSeq lists its product as uncharacterized. The record is from RefSeq and is a predicted model, not a curated record. NCBI's taxonomy places the organism in Eukaryota, Viridiplantae, Streptophyta, Magnoliopsida, Solanales, Solanaceae. The transcript is spliced from 7 exons. Bases 59 to 487 code for a protein of 142 amino acids.